Porites evermanni is the source of this 6274-nucleotide messenger RNA. NCBI's taxonomy places the organism in Eukaryota, Metazoa, Cnidaria, Anthozoa, Scleractinia, Poritidae. The record is from the annotation of a GenBank genome assembly.
AUGAAUUUUUUUUCCUUUUUUAAUUCAGAUAAUUGCCGCGUACUGGCGUUUCCGAGUUAUUUCCUAAUUGCUGACAAGUGUUUGGAGAGCCACACGAUCUUAAUUGUCCAACAUGUCCAAGAUAUCGGUCUUUGUAAACUGCUUUGUUACAAGGAACCAAACUGCGUCAGUGUGAAUUACGAGAUACAAACACAAAAACGAUGUGAACUGAACAAUUCAACACACCGAGCGCACGAUGCAGACUUUAAAGAGAGGGAAGGUUACUUAUAUCAUGGAGCAACUGUAAGAUUUUUGUGUUCUCUUUUCUUGUCUUUUUUUCUUUUAUGAUCUGCUUUCAUCAUCUUCAAGGCCAUGGAUCAUUAUCUCAUCAUAGUCAUCAUAAUAACAAGGGACGGCAUCUUCGUCAUUAAGAGUGAACGUCUCUUUAAAAAAAGUUAACUCAGGCUGUUUCAAAAUUCAUCGCUCUUUUUCCAUGUCGCGAUUUCUCAAAAUUGUUGGUGAAUCAGUUCGGGUGUUAAUUUCUAAAGGACUGUAUCCAAGUUAAAAAAAAAAGAAAAAAGAUAUAGAAAUCGUUGUCCAGAAACGUGAAAUUAGGCAGGUCAUGAAACGACACCAACGAAAUGCACAAUUAAGCUUAAUCCAAGCGCAAAGUUUUUCUUUUUAAAUUUGGUAAACUAAACCUAUUUGCUUUUUCGACGUUUUCGUUGUUUAAGCUCCCUAUUAUCAUCAUCAUCUUGGUAAUAAUUAUCAUUGUCAUCAUCAUAAUUCUCAUCAUUAUCGUCAUCUUCAUCUUGUAGUUUAUACUUGACGCUCGAUCAUGAAGGUUUGGCGUAACUUCUGCUACAAGUCAGACCUGAUCUGAUGAUUUUUUUUUUCUUUAAAGAGUGCUUGUGAUAAUGCCCGUUGCUAUAACAACAGUACCUGUCAGUCUGGAUUCACAGAGAAAAAAUAUCGGUGUUUAUGUCCUUCUGGUUUCACUGGUGAACACUGUGAGAAUGGUAAGUUGUUCUUGAAAGUUUCUUUCUUUUUUCUUUUCAUCCAGACCCUUAGAUAAGUAGGGGCCCGGUCUCCAAAAACAAAAUUCUUCAGCUUGGUCUAAAAAUAGGGGGGAGGGGUGAGCCCCUUCCCUGGAUCUGCCACUGCAAAUCUCUAUAAAUUUGGGUAACACAUUUCGGUGGAUAUCUCGUAUACCAAACAUUCCUCUGACCUGAAUCUUGCUGAGGGUCUUUGCAUUCUUUUCUUCGUUUAUUUCCCAGAUUCUAUACUUUAUCUCAGUGAACGGUUUUGAGUUUUAUUUUGAUCUGUUUUGAACGGCGUGACACUGAAAACCAGCAAUACCUCUAUGCUCUUUGCAAGGAAGUUCAUUUGAUUGAGCUCGCGAGGGGCGGGAAGACUUCCAUAAAAAAUGCUCGUCAGAAAUUAGUAUUUUAGGAAACUAACCGGGGCGUGGCCUUUUGCUCUUAGCUGUAAUUGACCCCUUAAGAAGACCAUGUAUCAAGAAAGUAUGACGGCAUUUGAUUUUUAUAUAUAUAUAUAUAUAGACAUUUCUUUAGAAAAAACCCCAAACUCAUCCUCUCUAGCCCUCAGCGAUACCUUAAUGGGUUAAGUGUGACCAAAAUUGGUACGUUUUACCCCCAGGGGAAGCGACGAGCAUCUACGUCACAUUCAUACGGGAGUCCCCCAACCCCCGGGCUCGAGCUUCUAAGUCUAAUGGGAACCGAUGAAAUCGGGUUGUAGAUAUUUUUUGAUAACUCACCGUGAACCCAGCUAAGGGCUAAAUUCAGUUUUAACUAAAUAAAUUUUCGACGGAACAUAAAGUUGUGAUGACAAGAACAAGAAUGUCAAAUAUCGAAACUGUGGGUCCAACCAUAAUCGUUUGCUGAAGAUGUCAGAAGUCUUAAUUUUCUCAUAACUAAUUAAGUUCAUAAGUGAAGGUGAAAAACAAAAACAAAAACCAAAAAAAGCAAUUCAACAAUAAGUCAAUGUCUUAACAGACAGAGAACCAGUCUAUUUUUGCUUUGGAUUCGACACCAGUGUUUUGGCUUGCUACUUAUAUGUUACUUAUAUGUUACUUAUAUGUUACUAUCUUCCAGCAACCUCUUCUCUUGAUUUCACUGUAAUAAAUUUGUUUCUGUUAUUGAUCAAUAUAAUUUCAGACAUCAAUGAGUGCAAGGAAGGAUCCCACAAUUGCAGUUCUAAUGCGGUUUGUAAUAACAACUGCACAUGUAAACCAGGAUAUGAAGGGGACGGAAAUCAUUGCACAGGUAAUUUCUUUCUUAAGCUUGGUCAUUUUGUAUGCCUUCGAAGCAUUGCUGCUUUUAUUUUUCCGUAGUAAAAUGAUCUUUAUAGCAAUUACUUGUCAGAUAGUUGACUAUAUCACCUCAGUCAAAAUUUUAAGCGGAAUGUUUUAAAACGCUUGGUACAGUGCGUACCUUGUAUUUUCAAUGUUUUGUCGACCUUCCCCCACAAGAAUCUUCAUUUUUAAAGGAGGUGAGAUUUUAAUGGAAGAAGAAGAAGUAGAAGGAAAAGGACGUCAAUGACCGGCAUCAGAAACUUUGCUUUUUUUCCUCGUGUAUUUCUUUUCAUACUACAAACUAAGCUUGCCAUUGUUUAAUAUGAUUUCAGACAUCAAUGAGUGUAAUGCGGGAACUCACAAUUGUAGUUCUAAUGCGUUUUGUAAUAACACCAAAGGAUCCUACAACUGCUCUUGUAAGCCUGGAUAUAGGGGAGAUGGAUGGACCUGUACAGGUAAAUGAUGGUUUUGGAGAAUGAAGAAAGGUAUCGUGACAAACAGGUGAUGGCUGCAGUAAAGUUGGAAGUAAGACAGCUCCUAUGGAAAUUAUAAGUGCCAAUAGGACCCUCGCUAACAAAUAAUUUUAAAAAAAUGAAACUUCAGGCCAAGAUAAGGUAUAAUAGACCUUGUCGCGGUUUUCGACGCCAUCUUGACGAGUAGGCUAACGUGUGAGAAAUUACAGUGUUUGUAUGAGAAUCUAAUGUCGAUUAAUUUCCGUAAACGGCUGUUCUAAAACAAAUGUCAAUUGUAAACUAAGGCUACAAAGCAAAGGAUUGUCUUAAAAAAUUUGGGAGGCGUACCUGUGCUUAAAUUUCUCCAGAGGCUUGCUUGAGAUUUUCCAUAUAUUUGUCUGUAAUUUUCCCGUGACUUUCUUACAGACAAUUGUAUAGAAAAUUUUUAAAAGUGGUUCUAGGUCUUCUAGUGCAUGUAACGCCCUCAAUAUCUUUCAGUAGAAUCCUUAGGAGUGAAGCUUUAGUUUACAAAUCAUAUUUUUUUCAGAACAGCCGUUCUAGGGAAAUUAUUAUUCGACAUUUCAUUCUCAUACAAACGCUGUAAUUUCUCACGCGUUUGCCGACUCUUGUGUCAAGAUGGCGUCGAAAACCGAGACCGAGGCCGUGUUAUCCCGUUUUCCUGUUCAUCGGAAUGGACAUUUUGCCUUUACGUCCUAAUUAGUACAACAGUCAAUACAAAAUGGCCACAACAUGUUGGUCACAUGAUCAGUGUUCAUGUGACCUAAAGUAGUCACCAUUUGGCAAAGACAACGAUGUUGAUGCUGUCGAAACGUCUAUUUAAAAAGAUUCACCUUGUUUAAUAAAUCACUUUUUUUUUUUCAACAUACACUCAGUGUAGCUAAUAUCGUUAUCUUACUUCUUACAGCUUCAACGUGCAAGGACAUUUAUGUUUAUGACAGGACUUUGUAAGUACAAGCGAUAGAAAAUAACUUGAUAAAAAGACACUAAACCAAAUUCUAAAAUAUAUUUUUUAAAAUCUCUGAGGGUUCCAAAAUAAAAUUGCUAAAAUUUCUUCUUAAUUUUCUCCACUAAUUGGCAAGUUAAAUACAGGAAAAUCGGGGACGUCAACGUUGAGAAGAUUAUCUGGAUUCAGAACAAAAAAUGGAAAUUGCUAUAAAGUCAGUAAGAAAAUAGCAACCUAAUUAAAAAGAGGAAAAUAGCAGUAAACCAAAUACUUAAGCCAUACUCGUGUUCAACACCGGAGGUCGAAAAUAAAACAACAAAAUAAAAAAGAAGGAAAGAAACUGAAUGAGUUUAUUCAGGAGUGUUCGCCACUGUGGUCAAGACAAUUACAGCCUUUUUUGGAGUCAGUGAAAUGUACUAAAUCUCUGAACUAUAUAUAAAAAUUGGAGUUCCUGAUGUUUAGAUUAGACCCUGAACAUAUUACAGAAUCACUGCGAAUAAAACCAUUUUCAUAAGAUUGUAAAAGGCAAUCAGUGAAGAAAGUCGAUUGUCUCCCAUAGUGUCAAAUGUGUGCGCGACAUAAGCAUGCAAGUUUCAAAUGUCAUCCCUUCACUUCUAACGACCCGUUCAAUUAAUCUCCUUCGUACAUAAUUUUUUUGUGAAUAAAGGAGUUCUACCUACUUAGUAUUCUAAAAAACCUUACCCAAUAACGUAACUGUUACAUAAAAACAAAAUAUGUGAUACAAACCAGACGCACUUCUUUAUUUAUAGGGUUAUAUAUAUAUCGCGCAUUCCUAGCCUUUUUGCAGAACAUUUUGCAACGUCGUUGCAGAUUCUUCAGCUCAACUGCGGCGAUCCCGACCCGACUCCAAAACAUAUUCCCAUACCCAUAACAAAGAAAACCACGCAUAAUUCUAGAUUCGCCAGAUUUCUUAAGAAACUAGUGUGCUCUAACAAAAAGGAGAAAAAUAGCUAUGUCAUUUUGAAUGAACUUAGCCAUUUUGGUGGCUUGUUUGUUCAGGGCCAAAGAAAACAAAGCGUACUUGCUGGAUGUUGGGUCUACCAAGGUUCCCGUAUACUGUCACAUGAGCGAGCAUGGUCUUGAUACAUGCAGAGGAGGUGGAUGGACGCUGGUCAUGAAGAUCAAUGGCUCAAAGGUAUUAAAAGUUAAAUGUUCAAAAGCUGAUUAACUACGUGGUCGCUCGUCAACAAGCUUUUUUAUUACUCCCCCUGUUAAGGUAAACUUUUAAUGCUAGAUCAAAAUGCAGACUAGUAGAUGAAAUAUAUAUUCAGCUUGAGACAAAGUAUGAACAAGGAAAUGACAGCAGUAAUAGACUAGACAAGUGAGCUAAGGCAAAGGCGUUCUUGAGGGACACACGUCAACUGGAAAUGAUACCUUUUCCCUUUUAUUAUGCCUUAACGCUACCAAAUUUUUAUUGCUUAGUGUGUUGACUCAAACAGAGACGGUUUGCCCGAAAAUUUCGGCAAAACUACCGCCCAAGAAUGCAAAACGUCAGGGGCACCCAACGAGAAGAUAGUUCAAACCACUUAGACAUAGUAUUGUUAAACGUAUUUUAGUAUUUAAACGGUAGAAAUAGGCAUAUUUUUAUCACCUAGAAAUUUUUCAUCUGUUCGGAUUUCCUAGCUGAAAGUCUAGUGAUCCGAAAAUUAUAGGGAUCAAAACUUACCUUUUCGAAAAUUUCAGAUAGAAAAAAGGCUCCCGAAAAUUCUAGGUGACCUUUUAAGGGAAAAAAUCCGUUAAAAAUGGGCAAUUAUACCAUUUUUUAGAUGUUCAAAAAUCCUAGGAGAGGCAGGCAAGCAAAUUUUACAACAAAUGUUCAGAAAUUCUAGAUUGCAAAUCGUCAUCCGAACAGAUAUUUUCCGAAAAUUUUUGUUGGGUGCCCCUGAACGUCGCUCAUCUUUGCUUAAACUCUCCAGUGAGACAGACCAACUGAAACGACUCGACCUAGCUUUCCGACCAUAUUUCAGUGCCCAAACAUGUAUAACAGCAAACUGAUCAACUACUUUUUGUUCCAAAUGCACCCAGAAAACGUUUUACUACAAUUCCAGUCUCUGGAGGAACAAAGUCGACUUUAAUCUUACAGGAGGGGAGACUGGGUUGGACACUCACGAGACCAAGUUACCGACUUAUUGGAACACACCGUUUAACAAGAUCUGUCUUGGAAUGAAGGUCGAUCAGCAGUUCAAGUCUGUUGUCAUCAACUAUCAAGCCAGAUCCCUGUAUUCACUGAUCGCAGAUAACAUAUACCGAAAUACUUCACUGGGCCGUAACACGUGGAAGAAGCUCAUUUGGUCUCAGGCCUCUUUGCAAACCAAAUGUAACAAGGAAGGAUUCAACGUUCUAUGUCACGGCAGCAGCCCCUCCAAAGCGAGAAUUGGUAUCGUUGCUAACAAUGAAGAUGACUGUGAAAGCUGCGACUCCAGAAUCGGGUUUGGCACUGGAGGGUAUUAUGAUGAUUCCAACACGUGUGGCAAUGAAGCUACUUAUGAAGCAGAUAAUGGCAACCGGCACAUAAAAGCCAUGGGAUACAUCUUGGUCCAAUAA